UUUACUGAGCAUGAGAAGCUCCGAAUGACAGUGGCAGUGUGAGAUCCCUGUGGAGGCCCGGACCGAGGCUACUUCACCAUUUCCCUAUCAUGGAGAAACUGUUCAUUCCUCAUUCACCCUUCCGCCUGUUGCAUUAGAAAAGUUUCCACUUCGGCCGUGUGUUGUCUUUAAAGUUAGUUGAGCGCUCCUUUCCAGGAAGGAAUGUGUGCAGCAAAAUGGCUACAGCUGUUGAAACUAAAGCUAUCCUACGGAGUGCCGAUGCCGUGUGUUUUGAUGUCGACAGCACCAUAAUAAAAGAAGAAGGAAUUGAUGAACUGGCGAAGUUUUGUGGAGUUGGGGAUGUUGUGGCAGAAAUGACCCGGAAUGCAAUGGGUGGAAGUAUCCCAUUUAAGAAGGCCUUAACAGAGCGUCUAGCUAUAAUCCAACCAUCACGAGAUCAAGUGAACAAACUAAUAAAUGAUCAACCCCCUUGCUUAACUGAUGGCAUGUUGGACCUAGUUGAUCGGCUUCAGCGGCGGAAUGUGCAAGUCUUCUUGAUAUCUGGUGGAUUCCAUUCCAUUGUGGACAGCAUAGCAGCAAGGAUCAAUAUUCCCUUAACCAAUGUCUAUGCAAAUAAGCUGAAAUUUCACUUGAAUGGUGAUUAUGCUGGUUUUGACGAAACACAACCAACAGCAGAAUCUGGUGGGAAAGGGCAGGUCAUAAGUCUCCUGAAGAAAGAAAGAGGCUUUAAGAAAGUUGUGAUGAUUGGGGAUGGAAUCACAGACCUGGAGGCUUGCCCACCCGCAGAUGCAUUUAUUGGAUUUGGUGGAAAUAUUGUUCGGCAACAAGUAAAGGAGAAAGCCAAAUGGUUUGUCACAAGCUUUCAAGAAAUUACCGCAGAACUGGAAUAGUAAAUUUAAUUUAAAAAGGCAAAUUGUACUUAUAAAAAUGUAUUUACAGGAAAACAUGAAAUUCUUGUGUGUUUGCAUUAUAAUAAAUUUAACCUUAUCCAUGUUACUUUCCUAUUUUGUUUCUGACUUGCUCAUUGGAAAAGUGAUGCAGUUGUAGAGUGUUAUUUCUGUUUUAUCAUUCAGAGCCAGAGCCCACUUCCUACAUCAGCCACUCACCACACAAUACACUGCCUAGCAGUGGAACUCUAGAAACUAGGGGAACUUUAUGUUGGUUGGUGCUUGAAACACAAACCCAUGUUUAUGCUUUUGGAUUCCCCAUGUUUCCAUGUUGUAUAUCCAGACUAAACAGGGCAGAAUGGUUCCCACUUUGAGAUUGGUGAUACCUUUAGGAAAAACUUGGUUCAGUGGGAGCAUAAUGCUUUUUUCUAGUAUGCUUGGAAACACAAUAAUCUCUGCAUGACUUUUUUAUUCUCCAUUUUCUUCUACAAAGCCCUGUUUAUAUGUUUUUUUAAAAAUGAGGGUGUUUCAUUCCUAAUUAAUUUGCAAAUUGUAGAGAGUAUAUUUGGAAUUAUGGCACUUUUCUAAAGUCAAUAAUUAUAUUGAAAAGAGAUACUUCUGUUUGACUUUAGUUCACUAAUUGCAAGACUGACUCUAGAACGUUACAUUUUUACUACAUUUUCUGAUCAAGGUAAAUUGUUUUUAAUUUUAAAUGAAUAGAUUUUUGUCUGGGGAGGAAAAAAGUUAAAUAUAAAAUCUUUUUGUUUACAGCAUACCAAUGAGAUAUAUACUGUACAUUCUGCUUUGCUUUGACUCUCAUGUAUAGUUAUCUUCUCGGAUGGAUAAGUAACCCAGGCCUGCAACACAGUUUAUUAAGUUAAUAGUGAAUGCAGACAGGUAUGCUGUGCUAGUUUGCCUUUUAAUCACUGUAUUUAACCAUUUUGGAAAAACAAGCCUUUUGUGAGAUUUAAGUUCACAUUAGUAGCCCUGCAAAUGGAAUGCGGAAUCCAGUUCUCAAGGCGCCAAGUGAAGUUUCACCUUUGCCUUAUUUGGUGUCUUAGCAACUAUUCUCGCACGCCUGCCAGAAAAACAUCACGAAAAUGAGGGUUGAAGGAAGCUAUUGAGCCUCUUCAAUUAUUCAAGGGAGUUCUUGAUAUAAUGGACUUAUUUCUCUCUUGAAUGAUUUCAGAGUACUUUGAAUCACUCCUCUAUCAAAGGACCAUUCCGGAUACUAAUCACAUUAUUUCCUAAAAGAUUUUAACUCAUGCCUUACUUUACUGUUAGCUCUGUUCUUGAGAUAUAACAGGGAGGUACUUUUACCCGUUCUGUCUCCACCUUUAUGGCCAUUUUGCAAGGAUAGAGUCUUGUUCUUUUCCUAACAUGAAAUGUCUAGAUGGGCUUCGGAUCAAUAUAAUUUAAAUUUUGUAUUUCCUUUGUGUGAAACCUAUUUUGAUCAGUGACCUUGAUGGUUGUUAUCACAAGUACACCAAUUCCAGCCAGGAGGGGAAUGGAUAAUAAAAUUACUUAAUAAUUC
Mobula hypostoma (lesser devil ray) is the source of this 2421-nucleotide messenger RNA. RefSeq names its product phosphoserine phosphatase (gene psph). Gene Ontology annotation, biological process: dephosphorylation; L-serine biosynthetic process. Gene Ontology annotation, cellular component: cytoplasm. Gene Ontology annotation, molecular function: L-phosphoserine phosphatase activity; magnesium ion binding. The transcript is spliced from 6 exons. NCBI's taxonomy places the organism in Eukaryota, Metazoa, Chordata, Chondrichthyes, Myliobatiformes, Myliobatidae. The record is from RefSeq and is a predicted model, not a curated record. The coding region runs from base 216 to 890 and encodes 224 amino acids.